GAGCGAGCGGAUUGGAACUACAAAUUAAUUAUUACCAGAUUAAUAAAAACAGAGUACUCAGUGGUUAACCCACCACAUAUGACACAAAUCAAAAGUCGGAAUCGCCAAUGAAAAGGCCACCACAUUCACGGCAGAAUCUUCUUAACUUUUCCCCAUCUUUUCUUGUGCUUCGAUCAUAUCUUAAGCCCAGCCCUCAACAAUUCCUAUAUUUAAUUCAUACUUAACGAUUUUCUGAUUCUCUAAGAAUUUUCCUUUCCAGCAAUCCCUCCCAAAAGCUAGCUCUGAUCCCAAUAACUCCGACAUGCAUAUGUUCUUCCCCUUUUUCUUCUUCCUCUUCCUCUUCCUUCUCUCUCUUUCCCGCCCUUCCUUUCCCGCCAGAACCCCACCAGACACAUCAACUGUCAUAACCGACGUCGAUGCCCAUAACGCCACGUGGCACAACUUCGCCAGGUUUCUAGACGCCGGGAAGGGCAGCCACGUAAUCGGCAUGUGGCAGCUCAAGAGGUACUUCAACCGUUUCGGUUACCUCCCGAUAUCCGACACGAACUUCACCGAUAUCUUCGAUACUCGAUUCGAAUCGGCCGUCCUUCUUUACCAAACGAAGCUCGGAUUGCCUGUCACAGGAAAGCUCGACUCCGAUACCAUAUCGGCUAUCAUGUCGCCCAGGUGUGGCAUGAGUGACACCUCGCAUAAGUUCCAUACCAAGCGUCACUUCCAGUACUUUUACGGUAGACCUCGGUGGCUCGGCUCGCCUCCGAUGACACUGACCUACGCUUUCUCGGAGGAUGACACGAUUGAUUACUUGAGCUUGCCGGAGAUUCGGGCGGUCUUUAGGCGUUCUUUUUCGCGGUGGGAGUCGGUGAUUCCGGUGAACUUUACAGAGACGUUGGAUUACCAAUCGGCAGCUAUUCGAAUCGGGUUUUAUCGGGGGGAUCACGGUGACGGGGAGCCGUUUGAUGGGGUGCUGGGAGUGCUGGCGCAUGCUUUCUCGCCACAGAACGGGAGGCUCCACCUGGACGCAGCGGAGACGUGGGCCGUUGAUUUCAAAUCAGAUAAGUCAAAGGUAGCCGUUGACUUGGAAUCGGUGGCUACCCAUGAGAUCGGGCAUAUACUUGGGCUGGCUCAUACUUCGGUCAGGGAGGCUGUUAUGUAUCCAAGCUUGAGUCCUCGGACUAAGAAGGUGGACCUCAAGAUUGAUGACGUGGAGGGCGUUCAGGCGCUUUAUGGGUCAAACCCUAAUUUCAAAUUUAGCUCUUUGUUGGAGUCGGAAAAUUCUUUUAACCAAGCCAUUGGCCUACACACUAGAUUCUCCGAGUGGACCAUUUCUUUGGCACUCUUGUUUUUAUAUUUGUCUUUGAGUAACUGAAGAUUUUUUUUUUUUUUUUUUAUAUAUAUAUAUAUUACAUUUUUUAGGUUAUAGGUGUAAAAAAACAAUCACAUUCUAAAGAAACUUGACAAUAAAUGAAGAUGAUUCUUUCUUUUAUAUCA
This is a messenger RNA of Alnus glutinosa, 1488 nucleotides long. Its product is annotated as metalloendoproteinase 1-MMP. Gene Ontology annotation, molecular function: metalloendopeptidase activity; zinc ion binding. Lineage: Eukaryota; Viridiplantae; Streptophyta; Magnoliopsida; Fagales; Betulaceae. Gene Ontology annotation, cellular component: extracellular matrix. Gene Ontology annotation, biological process: proteolysis; collagen catabolic process; extracellular matrix organization. The record is from RefSeq and is a predicted model, not a curated record. The transcript has a single exon. The coding region runs from base 302 to 1366 and encodes 354 amino acids.